Molecule: messenger RNA, 4405 nt
Organism: Sphaeramia orbicularis (orbiculate cardinalfish)
Lineage: Eukaryota; Metazoa; Chordata; Actinopteri; Kurtiformes; Apogonidae
Gene: slc6a11b
Product: solute carrier family 6 member 11b
Exons: 15
Coding region: 321-2156 (611 amino acids)
Biological process (GO): nitrogen compound transport; sodium ion transmembrane transport; amino acid transport
Cellular component (GO): cell projection; plasma membrane
Molecular function (GO): gamma-aminobutyric acid:sodium:chloride symporter activity
Source: RefSeq, a predicted model, not a curated record
ACUGGAGGCGCUUGAGAGUAGACCGCUUGGAGAGUGGGAGCGCAGUCGCACGUUAUCCAUCGCCUGGUGUAAGAUCUCCCGUCACUCUGCCACGUCUGGGAUCUUCCUUUAUAUAGACGAGAGACUCAACAAAACCACUUCACUCAACGCGGAUCCAGAUUGUUCUCUUUUUCCUCUUUUUGCCCCCUCUCUCCUUUUUUUCCACCCCCCUGAUCUGGCUUAACCAUCCUGUGUUUUGUAUAGGCAAUUGUUGGUGCGCAUCAUCGCGGGAGCCAAAAGGAGGUUUACCACUGUUAGGACACUACGGCUGCUGGAGCGUCAUGACAGCUGAGAAGAGCGGGCCCGUUAUAAACGGUAAACCAGAGGAUGGCAAAGACCCGGAAGGGUCCAGCUCCAGCAUAGACAACGGGGACUACAAUGAGAGAGGCCAUUGGAACAACAAGAUCGAGUUUGUCCUGUCUGUGGCUGGAGAGAUUAUUGGUUUGGGAAACGUUUGGAGGUUUCCUUACCUCUGCUACAAGAAUGGAGGAGGUGCGUUCUUCGUUCCAUAUGUCAUCUUCUUCGUGUGCUGCGGUAUCCCUGUGUUUUUCCUGGAGACUGCUCUGGGUCAGUUCACCAGUGAGGGAGGCAUCACCUGCUGGAGGAAGAUCUGUCCGCUGUUCGAGGGCAUUGGUUAUGCAACACAGGUAAUUGAAGCUCAUCUAAACGUGUACUAUAUAGUGAUCCUAGCCUGGGCCAUCUUCUACCUCUUCAACUGCUUCACCACUGAGCUGCCGUGGGCUGGCUGUGGGCACUACUGGAAUACAGAAUACUGCGUUGACUACUACGGAGAAAAUGCCACCAACAUCACAAACCCCAAUGCAUCUUCUCCAGUCAUCGAGUUCUGGGAACGCAGAGUACUGAAGAUAUCAGAUGGUAUCGAGCACAUGGGGGGAGUGCGCUGGGAGCUGGCCAUGUGUCUGGCCUUGGCCUGGUUCAUCUGCUACUUCUGCAUCUGGAAGGGGCCCAAGUCAACUGGCAAGGUUGUGUACGUGACAGCUACAUUUCCGUACUUUAUGCUGUUGAUUCUGCUAAUCAGAGGAGUAACGCUGCCUGGAGCGUAUGAUGGCAUCAAGUUCUACCUCUACCCAGACAUCUCACGCCUCUCUGACCCUCAGGUAUGGGUUGAUGCUGGAACCCAAAUCUUCUUCUCCUACGCCAUCUGCUUGGGUUGUCUCACUGCUCUUGGAAGUUACAAUGCCUACAACAAUAACUGCUAUAGGGACUGCAUCAUGCUGUGUUGUCUGAACAGCGGCACCAGCUUUGUAGCAGGUUUUGCCAUCUUCUCUGUGCUUGGAUUUAUGGCCUAUGAACAAAAUGUUCCCAUUGAGGCUGUGGCAGAAUCUGGUCCUGGUCUUGCAUUUAUUGCGUACCCCAAGGCUGUAACCAUGAUGCCUCUGUCUCCACUUUGGGCUUGCCUCUUCUUCAUGAUGCUCAUCUUCCUCGGCUUGGACAGUCAGUUCGUGUGUGUAGAGAGUUUAGUGACAGCUGUGGUGGACAUGUACCCAGAGACCUUCAGGAGAGGCUAUCGCAGAGAGCUGCUGAUCCUCGGCAUGUCUGUGGUGUCCUUCUUCAUAGGACUCAUCAUGUGUACGGAGGGAGGGAUGUACGUCUUCCAGCUCUUUGAUGCAUACGCAGCCAGUGGGAUGUGUUUGCUGUUUGUGGCCAUAUUCGAGUCCAUAUGUAUUGGCUGGGUGUACGGUAGUGAUAGAUUCUACAUGAAUAUUGAGGACAUGAUUGGAUAUAAACCUGUCUUCUUCAUCAAAUGGUGCUGGAUGAUCCUGACCCCGGGCAUCUGUGCUGGAAUAUUCCUGUUCUUCCUGAUUAAAUACAAACCGCUGAAGUACAACAACGUAUACACCUACCCUGACUGGGGCUAUGGUAUCGGCUGGUUCAUGGCCAUGUCUUCAAUGGUCUGCAUCCCUCUGGGGAUUAUCUGGAUGAUCUGGAAGACUCCUGGCACCUUUGCUGAGAGAAUGAAGAAGUUGACGACUCCCAGCCCAGAUCUGAAAAUGAGAGGGAAACACGCCGCUCUCAGUCCUUAUGCUGCCAACGACGCAAAAAUGAAGGUUGAUGGGAAAAUAUCCACCAUCUCAGAGAAGGAGACGCAUUUCUAACUGACCGCUGUCUGACUGACCAAGCUGCCUGAUGUCUUUACGAUAGGUCGAACACACAAAAAUUACAGCAAACUACAACCAUAUUAUUCACCACUACACAAAACAGGAAAGAAACAAAUGACUCGGAGUGUUAUUUUUGUUUUGUAAAAAAAAAGAAGAAAAAAAGUUAUGAUAUGAUUAUGUAGUCUGCUUCUGUUUUGCACAAACUUUAAUAACACAUUUGUUGUUUUCUGUUAACUUUGUGACUAAAGCAGCUGUUUCUUUCUUUUUUUAACCACUAAUAUUUUAAAAUCUGUUUGGUGACAUACAAUAUAUGGUUAAAACUUGUCCUGGUACCCUGUCAGUACUGGUCACACUAGUGUCUGUGCCUUUAGAGCAAUACCAAUGUGUUGUGUUGUAAAAGGCUUACACUGUACAUUUAUUGGCAAAGUGCUGUGCCUCUAUCUUAGGUACUAGGUACCCAAAUGUGAUCUAAGAUGUAGCAGCUUGGGGACCUUUCUACAUAGUUUUGUGUGUUCAGACAGGAUACGUCAGUAGUACUAUAGAGGGCACUGAAUAUAAAAGUCAAACUAUGAGUUGUAUAUAUAAAGAGUUUACCAUUCCAAUCUAGGACACUCUGAAACAGUGUGACUGUGAGGGCUGUGAAAUGUUUUUAGGCCUUAUGUGAUGUGAUCUAUAUUCACUUGAACCCAGUGUUGUUGCUAAGCAACAUAAGCAAAAACUCUUACUGGAUGUAACUGAAUGACAUGAUUGGGUUAUUGAUCAUCGUGUUGGGUUAUAUUGAGUCCUUCAGGGCUUUGCUGGUCUCCAUGUCUUUUGGAAUUGUUGUUUUUACACAUUAAAUGUACAUUAUACAUUAUUGACAAAUCCAAACAGGUCUAGGGUGUUAAACGCUGUCAAAAGGAUCCCUGCUGUUUUAGCCAUUUUAAUUUUUACCUCUAGGUUUGAGCUGAACAUGUUCACAUGACUGCAAACAGCUGCAGCGACUCGCAGGCUGAGUCUGAAACACACCUCUCUCCUCCAGCUGCCCUCCUCUAAGUCAUGGAUAUCUGUCAUUUCACAGUAAUUAUGCUGAGCCUAACGCAGAGUGACAGACAGACAUGCUUCCACCCCUGCAUUUUACUUCCUGCUCCGCCUGUAGAAAAGACGAUGGACGCCCAUCACUUGAGAAUUUCAAAACCCUUCUGUCCUCUUAUCCUUGUUCUUUAUAUUCUUUUCUCUUGUCCCUCUCUCUCUCUCUUUUCCCCCCGCUGUUCUUUUUUAAUCUUCACCCUCUGCUUAUCUCCGCCUCUCUCUCUUCAGCUUCUUUUCAUCACAUGGAAGGCGAAAACAAUGACAUGGGUCAUUCAGUCUUGCUAUUUAUUAAUGCAAUGGAUUGUGCUGUUUCUCGGUGACCCUUUCUGACAUUGUCAAAUCCCAUCUAUAGAUGUAGGACUUUUUUUUAAUAUGCCAUCUGAGCCACUUCAGGGGUGAAAGCAUUCUCUAUCCCUGUCAUCCUUUUAAUUGUGGUAAGAGUCAGUGAGCUGGUCUCAUUGUUCAGAUCGAUCUCAGUUCAUUACAUCUUCAUCCAAUCAGCAUUCGAAUCAUUCGGAGUUUUCCUUGGUCCCUUCCUUGCUUUUUCCGACUUUCUCACUUCCCGUUCUUUCUUUCCUUGUUCCCUGUUGCCUGAUGAAAUGCAAUCUGAGGAGAACAUCUGAGGGGAUAAAAGUCAAGCUUCUCUCUUUACAAUUUUUCAGGAGGAGGCAAAGAAAGCAGGGGAAGAAAUAAGGAAAUGAUGAGCUGAGGAAGUGUGUGAUCGAGUAAGUAACGAGGGAAAUAGAGGAAGUGUCUAGCAGUUGAAGCCCCUCCUGUAAAAGCUGUGACAUAGUCUUAAACAUGUGAAUGGUCCCUCUGGUGUGGUUGCAUUUAGACAUUCUCCUCACUGAUGUUUGUGCAAGUAAUAGUUGUGUGCAUCGGAAAUGAUAGUCUGCUGUUUAACACUGACCAUGUUGAUGUAUAUUUCUACAUCUCUUUGUAGAAAUAUGUGGUCUGUUUCUUGAGAUGAAAAAUGUUUCAAAAAAUUUGCUGUAAUAAAAAGAAUGCAUCGUUUGUUUUGACUUUUGAUAUGCCGCUCAAAAGAUCUUGUAUUAGAAAUAUAAUGAAAGGUGUUUUACUGUUCUGUACUAUUCUACACACAUUUUGGUAUUCACAGGACACAUGAACUGUCUGCUUACUCAUUUUUAAGAAUAAAUAUUAUAAAGGAAAACUGA